AAGAUGAAGAAGUUACAUGCAGAAGAAACCUGCUGAAAAUUUUUCCAAGAGCAGCAAUGGUACCUCUGGGGGUUACCAUUUCUUAAAUAACAACAAGACAACAAGAAAAGAUAGACUAAACAAACGUCCAGAAUAUGACCGUUGAAUCCAGCUGCUCAGGCCCCGUCAGCACCAGAGAAGUGGUCUCCUCGUGGUGCGUGUAACUCUGCAGCCAAAGCUUUAAGCCCUCCGAUGAGGCCCAACAAGUGUCCACUGUACUUUCUGUGCGAGGUUCAGGCUUUCACUCCAUGCUAGUAGUUACUAUUCAGCUGCAUUUGAAUCUCCACCGUUUGAUCUCUGACACACUCCCUCUUGAUCAUCUGCACCAUAAACCCUUGUCUCUUUUAUUUACAACUAAACCCAUCAGUAGUUCCCACCACAAACCUCAAAAGCAGCUCCCUUUUCUCUUUUCCCUUCCAUUCACUCUUGGUCAUUUGUUUUUAAAAUUCUCCACCUUUUGGUUCUCUUGGAUUUUGUUCCAGAUUUCAGUUCUGGGUUUUUCUUUGAGGUUCUUUGCUCUUCUGGGUUUGGUUGUUUGGUGGGUUAUGGAAGUGAGGAAGGACUCCAUGGCUGUUCUGCUCCUGCUUCUCCUUUUGGCUGUGUCUUCAGUUUCUGCUGCUGACGAUGCUUUUGUGGGUGUAAACCUUGGUACAGACCUCUCUGACAUGCCAAGUCCAACUGAGGUGGUUGCUCUUCUUAAAGCUCAAAACAUUCGACAUAUCAGGCUCUACGAUGCAGACAGAGCCAUGCUCCUUGCUCUUGCAAACACAGGCAUCCAAGUAACUGUUUCUGUCCCCAAUGAUCAGCUCCUUGGGAUAGGUCAGUCCAAUGCCACCGCGGCCAACUGGAUUACUCGCAAUGUGAUAGCACAUGUUCCUGCAACAAACAUAACAGCUAUAGCUGUCGGAUCUGAAGUCCUAACUGCCCUCCCAAAUGCUGCUCCAGUGCUAGUCUCUGCCCUAAAGUUCAUUCACUCAGCACUUGUUGCGUCUAACCUUGAUCGCCAAAUUAAAGUCUCUACUCCACACUCUUCCUCCAUUAUUCUUGACUCCUUUCCUCCUUCCCAAGCCUUCUUCAAUCGCUCAUGGGACAAGGUCAUGGUUCCGGUGCUCAAUUUUUUGCAGUCUACAGAUUCAUAUUUCAUGCUCAAUGUCUACCCAUACUAUGAUUAUAUGCAAUCAAACGGUGUGAUUCCCUUGGACUAUGCACUUUUCCGCCCUCUCCCUCCAAACAAGGAAGCUGUUGAUGCUAAUACAUUGCUGCAUUAUACUAAUGUCUUUGAUGCAAUUGUUGAUGCCGCGUAUUUUGCAAUGUCCUAUCUAAACAUUACAAAUCUCCCCAUUGUAGUGACUGAGUCAGGCUGGCCCUCCAAGGGUGACUCAGCAGAGCCAGAUGCCACACUUGACAAUGCUAACACUUACAAUAGUAACCUAAUCAAGCAUGUGCUUAACAACACUGGGACUCCUAAGCAUCCUGGGAUUGCUGUUAGUACUUACAUUUAUGAGCUCUACAAUGAGGAUUUGAGACCUGGAUCAGUCUCCGAAAAGAACUGGGGACUUUUUGAUGCAAAUGGGUUGCCAGUUUAUACCUUACACUUGACAGGUGCUGGAACUGUGUUGGCAAACGACACAACGAACCAAACAUUUUGUGUCGCGAAGGAGGGUGCUGACAAAAAGAUGCUACAGGCAGCCCUAGAUUGGGCUUGUGGACCUGGAAAAGUUGAUUGCUCACCUAUGCUGCAAGGGAAACCUUGUUAUGAACCAGACAAUGUGGUGACUCAUGCAACAUAUGCUUUCAAUGCAUACUUUCAGAAGAUGGCCAAGUCUCCUGGGACUUGUGAUUUCAAAGGGGUAGCUACUAUUACUACCACAGACCCAAGUCAUGGUUCUUGUAUAGUUCCUGGAAGUGCUGGAAGAAAUGGCACAUUCGAUAAUAGUACAUCACUUGCUCCUUCUUCAAAUUCCACAACUGCUUCUUCUGGGUGCAGUUCACUAUUUUUCCACAGCAGUGGUUCCUUUGCAAGCUCUGCCAUCAUUGGUUUCUUAGUUCUAAGUGCAGUUUUCUUGUAGAACCUCUUUUCCUGAAACUGUUUGAUAGAACUGAACUCUUUUUUUUUUUUUUUUUUGAGAUUUGAAAUUUGAGACCUGUUGGAAACUUGCAGCAAAACCCAAUUUUGUAGCCUCCCAGGGAGGAAUUAGCUAGGGGGAGGCAAGCUUGAUUGAAAUGAACAGAUAGUUGCACCUUAAUUGAAAGGUGAGAGACUUGUCCAUUGGAAUUUGUAGAAACAAAUCCCCAUGAUCAGCUAGGAGAUUAUCUUUGUAACUAUGUUGUUUGAUGGAAAUCCCGUAUCCAUCAAAGGUUGAUCCAUCCAUUUAUUCAAAAGAUGUAUUGGACCUUGUCAACAAGUCUAAUGUAUCAUGUAAAUCUGCCUUUUUGUCUUUUUGUCUUUCUGUCUUGAUUUUACUUUAGUAUUGACUGUGAGGAACAGAUAAAUCAGCCUGCUGUGCCACCCAUGUAGAAGAUUGAUUUUGGCUGUUUAACAAGGGAAUACUUUGCCGGCUGCCGGCUGGAGGUACCCAUCUACCUCAGCUGUUAUUCCACCAGUACUGGAUAACAGAAGCUAGUACACAUUAAGACAUUUCAUUCUAAUCAUUUGGAAAGCCAAGACGUGGAAGUUGAAGCUGAUCUUCCAGAGCUCCCAAAUGAAAUCAAAAUCUCCCGAGGCUGCUGGCCAAGUCCCCAAUGCGCUUCAAGUGCGUUUGCAAGUCAUGGUGCUUUCUCACUCGCGGCCCUUCCUCUCUUGCAUUCCACCAAGCCUUGUGCUGCAACAGCACCAGCGGGUACACUCACCUCCUCCUCCAUUUCUGGGACAGAACCACAAGGCAGGAUCACUUGCUCUCCGUCAAAAUUAUCCAAGAUGGAAGUAGUCCAUCACCCACCACACACUGUCUAACACUGCCCUAUGAACAUCAUCUCUACCUUACCCAUUCUAGCAAUGGCUUGGUACUACUUCACCCUGGUAAUGACCUGAUUCAUCACAAAGAACCUGACCAUGAAUACGCCAUGUAUAUAUUCAAUCCCUGCACCAGAUAGUCCAUUACUCUUCCCAAUAUUAUUCCUUCACCCAUAAGCUACCCCUGGAUCGACGUUGUACACCUCUUCAGGUUCUGUCCUCUUACUAACGAGUACAGGGUUCUCCAAGUCCAAGUUCAAAUGUCUUUAGGUGAAUCUGCUCAUACAGGUAGACCUCCAUGAUCUCCCUUUUGAUCCUUUUAAGCGGGAUAUUUUUGAGAAAAGUGUGUGCGUAAAUGGAUCCCUGCAUUGGUUUCAUACCGACACACUAUUUGUAUCAUUGUGGUUUUUGACCUCAUAGAGGAGAGACUAAGAGCCAUAGAUCUUCCGGAACCUUGUAGCUGGGGAGCUGAAAUAUUUGAAUUGGAUGGAUGUCUAGCUCUAAUAGUUGCCGAAUCGUUUAACAUUUGGUCUGAAGAUGGCGAGCUGUUAGGGCAGCAUGACUUGAUAGAGCUAUGGAUUUGAGGGACUACCAAGUCAAGUGUGGGUUAAGGAGACUGUCACUAUUCCCAUUCAUUUGAGGGGAUCAAGAGACCAUGAACAUCCUCCAUCGUGUACGAUCCACCCUAUACUCUCAUGUCUCCCUUUGUGUACGAUCCAUUCAGGUGUGCUCAUGCUUCAAGUUUCAACGGCAAACCAGUUAUCUAUUUAUGUAUAUGAUAUGAAGAGAAACUUUUCGGAGAAGUGAAAUCAUGUUGCCUGGAUGGUUGUGUGGGGAUAUUCAAGUGGAGUUGCUUACUACUUAUGAUGAUGAAAACAUUGUCCCCUUAAGAUGACAAGUGCUUACAACAACAUAAAUUAAUACUCAGAAAUCAACAUAUUUAUGCAAUACUAGGCAAGUUUAUAAUGUACUUUGCAUAACAAACCUCACAGAUGAAACCCGUGGAUCCUGAACCACAGCACUUGAAAUAAUCUUCUCCUGAAACUGUUUGAUAGAACUGAACUAUUUUUCUAUGACAUUCAAAUUUUGAGACCUGCUGGAAACUUGCAGCAAAACCCAAUUUUGUACCCUCGCAGGGAGGAAUUAGCUCGAGGGUGGCAAGCUUGAUUGAACUGAAAAUGAACAUAUAGUUGCACCUUGAAAGGUGAGACUUGUCCAUUGGAAUUCGUAGAAACAAAUCCGCAUGAUCAGUUAGGAGAUUAUCUAUGUAACUGCUUUGUUUGAUGCAAAUCCGGUCUCCAUCAAAGGUUUGGAUCCAUCGAUUUAUUCAAGAGAUGUAUUAGAUUUGUCAACAAGUCCAAUGUAUCAUGUAAAUCUGCCUCUUUGUCUUUCUAUCUGGAUUUUACUUUAGUAUUGACUAUGAAAAACAGAGAAAUCAACUUGUUCAACG
Molecule: messenger RNA, 4442 nt
Organism: Rosa chinensis
Lineage: Eukaryota; Viridiplantae; Streptophyta; Magnoliopsida; Rosales; Rosaceae
Product: glucan endo-1,3-beta-glucosidase 3
Exons: 4
Coding region: 288-2108 (606 amino acids)
Biological process (GO): carbohydrate metabolic process
Cellular component (GO): plasma membrane
Molecular function (GO): hydrolase activity, hydrolyzing O-glycosyl compounds
Source: RefSeq, a predicted model, not a curated record